AUGGCUGUGAACAUCUUCCUCUUCGUGCCCAAUCUCAUUGGGUUUGCUCGCGUGGUGCUGGGCAUUGCCUCGCUCUUCUACAUGAACGACCAGCCGUAUGUGGCCAUGACUCUGUACUGGCUAAGCGCUUUCUUGGACGUUUUUGAUGGCAUGGCUGCCCGGCAUUUCAACCAAAGCACGUCUUUCGGCGCCGUGUUGGACAUGGUGUCAGACCGCUGCACCACUCUAUGCUUGAUCAUGAACUGCGCCAUGUUUUACCCCGGCUAUCUCUUGGCCUUUCAACUUUUGGUUGUGUUGGAUAUCAGCAGCCACUGGCUGCAAAUGUAUAGCUCAAUGAUGAAGGGUAAAACCAGUCAUAAGCAGAUCGACCUUUCUGAAAACGCCUUCCUGCGCUACUACUACAUGAAGCCAAUUCUUUUUGCCCUCUGCUCGGCCAAUGAGCUCUUCUUCAUGGCUCUCUACUUUGUGCACUUUGACAUCUUGGGCACUGUUGAAGUCGCUGGCUUGACUCUGCAUCUGUGGCCAAUUAUCGGCUACAUUUCGGCCCCGCUCUUCGCCAUCAAGCAUCUCGUUGGCCUGAUUCAGCUGGUGACGGCGUCGCAAAACAUUGGCAUCAUUGAUGCGGCCCAGCAUGAGAAGAAGAAUUGA
This is a messenger RNA of Monosiga brevicollis MX1, 648 nucleotides long. RefSeq lists its product as uncharacterized. Gene Ontology annotation, biological process: phosphatidylinositol biosynthetic process. Gene Ontology annotation, molecular function: CDP-diacylglycerol-inositol 3-phosphatidyltransferase activity. The transcript is spliced from 8 exons. Bases 1 to 648 code for a protein of 215 amino acids. Gene Ontology annotation, cellular component: Golgi apparatus; membrane. The record is from RefSeq and is a predicted model, not a curated record. Lineage: Eukaryota; Choanoflagellata; Craspedida; Salpingoecidae.